This is a messenger RNA of Ostertagia ostertagi, 1362 nucleotides long. Lineage: Eukaryota; Metazoa; Nematoda; Chromadorea; Rhabditida; Trichostrongylidae. The record is from the annotation of a GenBank genome assembly.
AUGGUGGAGGAAAUCUGUCACAUUUGUGACGAUCGUGCCACCGGCAAGCACUAUGGUGCCAUCAGUUGCGAUGGAUGUAAAGGAUUCUUCCGCCGAAGUAUUCGAAAACGUCACAACUAUGUGUGCCGAUUUAAUAAAUGCUGUGAUGUCACAAAAAACCAACGCAACGCAUGCCGAUCUUGUCGUCUACAGAAAUGCAUUGAAGUUGGAAUGAAGUCAAACGCGAUUCAAAACGAACGCGAUGCUAUCGGUAAGCGACGAAAACCGGAAGCGGAAACGGAAGAAUUGCUCGACGGCUUGUUGAAAUCGGAGAAACUCUGCCAGCAGUUGAGGAGUUCCGUGAUCAAAAGCACUGAGCAGGUAUCCUACGACUGUGGUAAAGUAAAGACGUGGCGAAUUGAAGACGAUCGUCGAGCGACACUGGACGACGUCGGCAAGAGCAUCCAUCAGCAACUCGUGCUACUGGUCGAAUGGGCGAAAUCACUGCCACAGUUCACCCGCCUCUCAAUGGACGACCAGGCAGCACUGCUGAAAGCGACAGCUGCGCAAAUCAUCAUUCUUGGUGUGGCGUAUCGAUCGCUGUCGUUGGAGAACUCGAUUUGUCUUGCCAACGACACCCUCAUUCCCAAGGAACAUGCUGCGAAUAUUGGUGACAUCAAUAGGGAAAAUGCAAAGGAGACAAGUCAGACGUUCUUCAGUUGUGUCGUUGGACGAAUUAUUGACGAGUUAGUGUUACCGAUGCGUCGCUUGGGAGUGGAUUUGUGCGAAUAUGUCGCGCUCAAAGCUAUUCUAUUUUUCAACCCAGCACUGCUGAAAGCGACAGCUGCGCAAAUCAUCAUUCUUGGUGUGGCGUAUCGAUCGCUGUCGUUGGAGAACUCGAUUUGUCUUGCCAACGACACCCUCAUUCCCAAGGAACAUGCUGCGAAUAUUGGUGACAUCAAUAGGGAAAAUGCAAAGGAGACAAGUCAGACGUUCUUCAGUUGUGUCGUUGGACGAAUUAUUGACGAGUUAGUGUUACCGAUGCGUCGCUUGGGAGUGGAUUUGUGCGAAUAUGUCGCGCUCAAAGCUAUUCUGUUUUUCAACCCAGUGGCAAGAGAUGUGAGUGACUCGAACACUGUCGAAAGUGCCCGCAUCGCAUGCUUACGUGCCAUCGAAAGACGAUGUCAACGUGCACCAGUGAUCUCAACGUCAGAAUGUCGGACGGGACGAUUACUGUUGAGGACGUACAGUUGGCUCGCCUGUUUGGUUUGGCCUAAUGUCGACUCGUUAAUGGAAGAACUGAUACUGCACGACGAGCGACCGGAUCGAGAUGUCCGGCAAAGUCUUGCAAGUCCAUGUCAGAUGACCGAAGCGAUGAUGUGA